Molecule: messenger RNA, 4128 nt
Organism: Hansenula ciferrii
Lineage: Eukaryota; Fungi; Ascomycota; Saccharomycetes; Phaffomycetales; Wickerhamomycetaceae
Gene: SNT1
Product: Snt1p
Exons: 1
Coding region: 1-4128 (1375 amino acids)
Biological process (GO): regulation of transcription by RNA polymerase II
Cellular component (GO): Set3 complex
Source: RefSeq, a predicted model, not a curated record
AUGUCAGCCGAUUGGAAUCCAAGAUCCAAAUAUAACGGUCGCUGGGGAUCUAGUGGCUUUUAUGGUGAUCGAGAUGAUAAAAAUCCAACAAAUUCACAAACUGGUCAUUCAAGAUAUAGACAACCGUCAUCUGGAGAUUCUCAAAGGAAAUCAAAUGAUUCAUCUUCAUCAUUAUCAAAUAGACCUGGAUUAGAUGAUCAAUUAUCUUCAAAAUCAAAUAGACCUUAUGAAAAUUUUGGUGAUUCUUAUAGACCUUAUACCACUAAUAAUAAUCAAAGAAAUAGUUAUAGUGCAACCAAUCCAUAUUCUUAUAAUCCUAAGAAAUCAAUUGGAAAUGGUGGCUCAACUUAUACUGCCUCACCACAAGAUAAUAAUUCAGGUUCUUCAUAUUAUAACUAUAGAAAUUCUGGAAGAAGUAGGAGUAGUGGGAAUGGUUCAAGUUCUGGGUUAAAUUCUUCAUCAAAUUACUAUAAUAAUAAAAAAUCAAAUAUUACAAAUCAUAGAUCUUUUUAUGAUCGCAAAAAUUCUUCUCAAAGAUGGAUAAGGAGUGCUGAUGGUUCUUCAAAUUCAAAUCAACACGAUGAUGGUGGUAUUAAAUCUUAUCGUACAAAUCCAAUGGAAACUUCAGAUCAUUAUUAUCCUCAAAGAGAUAGACGUUCCAGUUUAAUUUCUUCAAACUCAUCAUCAUCAUUUACACCAAAUAAUAAUUUCAAUAAUUCAAGAAAAUCUGAUAAAUUCAAUAAUGAUCAUACUUUUAUUAAUGAACGUUCCAUAAGUCCAUUAAAUUCAGAUCCAUAUAGUGAACCUUCAGUCUCAAAACCUUCUGCAUCAAUCCCACCAUCAACUCAAGGUUAUGUUAGAAAAUCAAGACCUUCACUUAUACCGAGUAAUUUCAAAGAUGAUGGUAAAAAUGAUGAAGAUGAAGAUGAUUAUGAAUUAGAACAAGCUUUAAGAGAAUCUUCAACUCAAACUAAAAGUGAUGUUGGUGAUGACCAUGAUCAUCACGAAAAUAAUCAUAAUAAUAAUCAAAAUAAUGAAUCAAAACAAAAUGAUAUAAAAGAUCAUCAACAAGAACUAAUAAGUGAAAAAUUACCUUUAACUUUGGAACAUAAAGAAGAAUUAGAUGAACAUUCUUCCAAAAGUGAAUCAAUCACCCGUCAAUCUUCAGAAGAAUCUCAUUAUGAUAUUGAACCAAUACCCAGUGAUGAAACCCCACAAAAAGAUGACGAAGAUCCAAAAGAAAAAGAACAAGAACAAUCUAAAUCAACAAUUAUUUCAAAAAAUCAUGAUUUGGAAAAAGACAAGGUUAAUGUAAAUAAUGAUGAAUCUCAAUUACCUUCAAAACAACCUGAUUUGGAACAAUCUAAACAAGAAACAACCGAUGAUAAUAAGGAAGAUGAAGAGUUUGAUAAUUAUGAUCCUGAAACUGGGUUUAGUCGUGAUAUUACCCCUCAAAUAAGUUCACAAACAAAAACUGCAACUCAAGAGAUAACUCAUGUUUCAAAAAUUGAAGAGAAAGAAACAUCAAUAAGCUCAGCUCCAUUGAAGACUAUUAAAGAUGAAAAACCAAAAGUUAUUAUACCUCGUGAAACUAUUAAUGGUUGUAUUUUCCCAAUGCAAAAAGCUGAAUUAAGAGCUUGGGAAUUGAAAAAUCAUUCUAAAAAGGAUAUAUUAGAUGCUAAUCCAUAUUUAUUGAAAAAACCAAUUAAAGAUUUGAAAGAUUAUCCAUUUUAUGAACGAAAUUUAUUAGCUCAUAAACAAGGUUUUAAAAUUAAAAUUAUUGAAAAAUUAUCUGUUUUAAAAGGUUUUACAUUUGAUCAUAAAAUAUCUUUAUGGAAUGAAUAUAAUAAUAGAAAUGAUGAAUGGCAAGAACGUCUGCAUGAUAUGGAUCAACAAAUGAAAUCAUUAUAUCCUCAUUUAAGAGGAGAAUCUGAAGAUCAUCAAGAACAAUCCAAUAACGAUAUAGAACAAACAACAACAUCUUCUUCAUCUAAAAGAAAAAGAGGUGGUCGUUAUCAUGGUGAUACUGUUAGAUCUGAAGCUGAAUUUUUGGAAAUUCUGAAAAAUUUAGAAAAAGAAAAAGAAUCUGAUCCAAUUUUUAAAGCUGAAACAUUAGCUGCUAAAAUUCCUGAUAUGAUUUUAAAUCCAAUUGAGAAAAAUAAGAAAAAUUUGAAUGUUAAUAAUUUAGUUUUAGAUAAAGAAUCUUGGGCUAAAAGAAUUUUUUCAGAUCCAAUUGAUACAUUUACUAAGAAGGAACAUGAAUUAUUUUGUGAAGCAUUUUUAUCAAAUCCAAAAAAAUUUGGUCGUAUUUCAGCAUCAAUGGGUGGAUUAAGAAGUUCUCAAGAAUGUGUUUUACAUUAUUAUAAAACUAAGAAAUCUUUAACUGAUUAUAAACAAUUAUUAGCAUCUAAGAAGAAAAAAAAAGGUAAAAAUAAAGGUAGAAAUCGUUCAAAUAAAUCAAAAGAUGUUAGUUCAAAUAAUACACCAAAUCCAAAUACACCAAGUGUUGAAACACCAAAUGAAAGUGGUGAUGAAAAGGAAUUACAAUUGGAAAAUUUCAUUCCUAAAGAAGCUACUAUAGGUGAAGAUAUUUAUACUGAUACUGGACGUCGUCGUCGUGCAGCUGCACCUGUUUUUGAUUCUUCUAAACCAAAAGAAGCUGAACAACAAGCUCAACAACAACAAUCACAAUCACAACAGCAUCCACAGCAAAAUGUUCAGCAAGUACAAAAAUCACAAUCACCACCAACAAAUGAAGAAAAAGAAAAUGAAAGAAAACGUUCAUUAGAAGUCUCAAAUGGAAAUGGAGAAAUUAAUGAAGAUGGUUCAUCAUCAACAAAAUUACCAAUUGCUCCACAGAAAAAGAAGGCAAGAGUUGGUAGAACAAGAAAGAAGGAAGAAGCUAAAAUUGUUACACCAAUUAAUGAAAAUCCACUUGCCGCAGAAUUUGCAAAUACAUCAGUUUCAGUUCCAAUUACAAGUUAUUGGAGUGUUAAAGAUAUUAAUUAUUUUGGUUCAUUAAUUGGUGAAUAUGGUACAAAUUGGCCUUUUGUUGCAAGUAAACUUCGUUCAAAAACUACAACGAUGUGUCGUAAUUAUUUUGCUAAACAUGCUGAUGCAAAUGGAUGGAGAUCAAUUGCUGAAGAAGCUGAUGAAAAGAAUAAAUCUUAUAGAGCUCAUCUUGAAAGACAACAAGCUCAAGAUAAGGCUCAACAACAGCAACAGCAACAGCAGCAAGUUCAACCCCCAGUUUUCCAUCAACCAGCUCCUGGUCAACCUCAUCCACAACCUCAACAUUUAUAUCCUCAAGUUAUUCAACAAUUUCAAACACAACAAGAACUUAAAAAACCACCAUUGGGUGUUUUCAAUUCUCAUGGUGAUUUACCAAGUAAUAUUCAAGCUUCCAAACCACAAUCAAAUGGUAUGUUACCAUCAGUUCAUAAUUUAACUGCAAAUUCAAUUCCAACAUUUGGAAAUCCUCAACCCCAAUCUAUUCCAUCAUUAUUACCAAAGAAAGAACCUGGUAUCUCUACAAAUCGUUCAAAUCCAUUUUCAAUUACAAGUCUGUUAAAUCCAUCUGAAGAUAGAAGAACAUCACCACCACCUCCACCUUUAAUUCAUCAACAACAUUUACCAAAACCUGGUAGUUUUACUGUACCAAAAAUUGAAGAAUCUAUUUCAUUACCAAACCCUCAACAUCAACCUUCAAGGAUUGUUUCAAAUGGUACAACUUCAAGUGGAUCAAGUGUUUUAAGUAUGUUGAAUUCAGAUGAUGGAUCCCAACAACAACAACAACAACCAAAGCCUUUCAAUCCAUUAACAACUUUAUUAGCUGCAGCUGAUGGACAAAGAAAUGAUCAACAUGCAAUUAAUGGAGGAUUUACAAAUGGUCAAAAUACUUAUCCAGUAGGUACACCUACAUCUACUUCAUCAAUUCCAUUGGUACAAUCAGCUCCACAUUCACAUAGGGGAUUAGAUAUUUUCAAUCCAGCUCCAGAACCCUUAAAGUCACAAGGUUCUCAAGGUUCUCAAGGUUCACAAUUUCAACCUUCAUCUCAAUCAAGUUCAAGUUCAUAUAAAUUACCUUCAAAUUUUAAUAAUAUUUUAUCAGGAGAUUCAUCAAACUAA